GUCAUUAGUCGCGCAACUGAUCCAACACUCAGUCCUAUCCAUAUCAUAGCGUCAUUAACACGUGUUUUAAAGACCAAAAGUGAAUUGAUCCCAACCUAGACUAACGAUGGGCACCAAAAUGAUGAAUGCGCCGAUAAUUCUGCUGAAAGAGGGGUCAGAGAGUCAUCAGGGAAAGAGUCAAGUGAUGUCUAACAUAAGCGCGUGUCAGUCGGUGUCGGAAGCGGUGAGGACUACGUUAGGGCCCAGAGGUAUGGAUAAGUUGAUCGUCGACUCGAAGGGUUCGGUGACCAUCAGUAACGACGGCGCGACUAUUCUCAAGAAGUUGGAUAUCAUUCAUCCGUCCGCUAAGACACUCGUCGACAUCGCCAGGUCUCAGGACGACGAGGUGGGCGACGGGACUACAAGUGUGGUUCUGUUGGCCGCAGAACUCCUCAAACAAAGCAAAUCGUUUGUCGAGGAAGGAGUCCAUCCGCAGACCAUAAUCAAGAGUUUCCGAAAGGGACGGCAAUUAUGUAUUAAUAAAAUCAAUGAAAUUUCCGUCAAGUUAUCGACCGAUACUCUGAAGUCGAAGCGAUCGCUUCUGGAGAAGUGCGCUCUCACUUCGCUCUCCUCUAAACUGGUGUCGCAUCAGAAGGAGUUCUUCGCGAAGAUGGUUGUGGACGCUGUCCUCCAAUUGGACGAACACACUCUCCCUCUUAAUAUGAUUGGUAUUAAGAAGAUCGGCGGCGGAGGUCUCGAAGAGUCACUGUUGGUGUCUGGAGUGGCCUUUAAGAAGACCUUUUCGUACGCGGGCUUUGAGAUGCAGCCCAAGGCCUACAAGAAGCCGAAGAUUGCUUUGUUGAACGUGGAGUUGGAGCUGAAGGCCGAGAAGGAUAACGCAGAGAUCAGAGUAGACAAUGUGGAGGAAUACCAGAAGAUAGUGGACGCGGAGUGGGAUAUACUCUACGAUAAGUUGAAGAAGAUCUACGAGAGCGGAGCCAAAGUGGUGCUGUCGAAGCUGCCCAUCGGUGACGUCGCCACUCAAUACUUCGCCGACAGAGACCUGUUCUGCGCCGGACGUGUGCCCGAAGACGAUCUCAAGCGUACGAUGAGAUCGUGCGGCGGAUCUAUUUUGACCACUUGUUACGACUUGAGUGACGACAACGUGUUGGGAACGUGUGACGAGUUUGAAGAGUUGCAGAUCGGAGGCGAGAGGUUCAAUGUCUUCAAGGGAUGUCCCAAUUCCAAGACAGUGACGAUAGUGUUGAGAGGAGGAGCGGAACAGUUUAUGGAAGAAACUGAACGGUCACUACACGACGCCAUUAUGAUAGUCCGACGGGCGCUCAAGAAUGACUCGAUAGUGGCCGGUGGCGGAGCCAUUGAGAUGGAGCUCUCGAAGUAUUUGCGAGAGUAUUCGCGUACAAUCGCCGGCAAAGAGCAGCUGCUGAUCAGCGCAAUGGCCAAAGCGUUUGAGAUAAUUCCGCGCCAGUUGUGUGAGAACGCGGGCUUCGAUGCGACCAAUAUAUUGAACAAAUUGAGACAAAAGCAUUCGCUGAAUGACGGCCUCUGGUUUGGCGUCGAUAUCAUCAACGAAGACAUCGCUAAUAACUUUGAUGCCUGCGUUUGGGAACCGGCGGUCGUGAAGACCAACGCAAUAAUCGCCGCAACGGAGGCCGCGUGUCUCAUAUUGUCUGUCGACGAGACCAUAAAGGGUCCCAAAUCAGAGAUGCAACAGACGGCUGCCGCCAACGCAAUGGGAAUGUAA
Molecule: messenger RNA, 1744 nt
Organism: Medioppia subpectinata
Lineage: Eukaryota; Metazoa; Arthropoda; Arachnida; Sarcoptiformes; Oppiidae
Source: the annotation of a GenBank genome assembly